AUGGAAUUCGAAACAUUUUGCAAUUUAUGUUUCUUGCCUUCGGCAAUAUGCUCAUGCUAUUCUCUGCCGUUCCACCUGCCAGCCUUCCCGGAGGGCGAUAUCUUCACGUUUCCUGAUCCAGCGGAGAGGCAGGCAUGGAUGUCACCCACUGAAUCCAUCCCUCCCGAUGCCGGACCUGUGGGGCCAACUCCUCAACCAAUUUUACCAGCCUGGGAAGCGUUAAUACCGCCCAUGAACCUUGAGGUUCCCGAAGCUGGUGUGACCGAACCGCCACCACGUGUAGUUGUAGCGACUCUAGAACAAGUAUCCGCCGCAAACAGACGCAGGAGAAAGGCGGUUCCUGGGCGGUUUGUCUGUGAAUUUUGUCCCCAGGAUUUCACGGCCAAACACAAUUUGAGAAAUCAUAUCAAUUCGCAUUUCCAAAGGAAAACCCACCGUUGCACGGGUGGCUGUGGGAAUACCUUUGGGACGAGAUCUGCCUUUAUUCGCCAUCGUAAGAAGUGUAAAGCAGUGCCACCAGGCAUGUAG
This is a messenger RNA of Laccaria bicolor S238N-H82, 528 nucleotides long. RefSeq lists its product as uncharacterized. The transcript is spliced from 4 exons. The record is from RefSeq and is a predicted model, not a curated record. Lineage: Eukaryota; Fungi; Basidiomycota; Agaricomycetes; Agaricales; Hydnangiaceae. The coding region runs from base 1 to 528 and encodes 175 amino acids.